AUGUCCUCCGUCCUGCGCACCGCCCGCGCAUCCCUCCGCGGCCCCGCACUCGCCUACGCCGCCCGAGCCAUGAGUUCCGUCCCCGCGCUCCCCCUCUCCCCACCCUCCCCCGACGAGGAGACAGCCGCAUUCUCUUCCCGCGUCGCCGCCCUCGAGUCCUUCUUUGCUCUCCCCCGCUUUGCCUCUCUCAAGCGGCCCUACACCGCCGCCUCCGUCGCGUCCAAACAAGGCUCUCUCCCCGUCCUUCCGCUCCCCUCCACCCUCCUCGCAGACAAGCUCUAUGCGCUCUUCUCCAAGGCCGCCUCAGAGGGUCGCCCGGUGCACACCAUGGGCGCGAUAGACCCCGUGCAGCUCACACAGAUGGCCCCCCACCAAGAGGUCGUCUAUGUCAGCGGGUGGGCCUGCUCCAGCCUGCUCACGACAUGCCACAACGAGGUCGGACCGGACAUUGGAGACUACCCGUACACGACCGUUCCGAACCAGGUCGAGCGGCUCUUCCGCGCGCAGCUGCUGCACGACAAGAAGCACUACGAUGAGCGCAUGUUUGCGAGCCCGGAGGAGCGCGCGAAGAUGCCGUAUGUCGACUAUCUGCGUCCCAUUAUCGCGGAUGCAGAUAUGGGACACGGCGGACUUUCGACCGUGAUGAAGCUCACGAAGCUCUUUGCAGAGUCUGGCGCAUCCGCAAUCCACCUCGAGGACCAGCUCGUGGGCGGUAAAAAGUGCGGGCACCUCGCGGGCAAAGUGCUCGUUCCCGCGUCCGCGCACAUCUCGCGGCUCAUUGCAGCGCGUUUCCAGCUGGACAUGCUCCAGCACACGAUGCUACUGAUCGCACGCACGGACGCCGAGUCUGCGAAGCUGCUCUCGUCGACGGUCGACGUGCUCGACCACGAGUUCAUCCGCGGCGUCACGGUACCCGACACCCCGCUAGCGGAGGUCAUUGCGCGUGCGGAGGCCGACGGCCGCCCCGGCUCCGAGGUCGACUCGAUCGAGAAGGCGUGGCUCGCGCGGAACCCGAUGUGCACGUUUAACGAGGCUGUGGAGAAGGCAAUCCAUGCAUCGGCCAUUGAGGACAAGGACACGGCUAUCCGCGGGUACCACGAGGCCGCUGCGGGUAAGUCAAACGCAGAGGCACGCGACAUCGCACAGGACAUCCUUGGCGAGCCCAUAUUCUGGGACUGGGACCUGCCGAAGACGCGUGAAGGCUACUACCACUACACCGGAGGCGUCGAGGCCGCGAUCAAGCGCGAGCUCGCGUUCGCGCCGUACGCGGACAUGAUCUGGCUCGAGACGAAGCUGCCCGACCUCGCACAGGCGCGCUACUUCUCGCGCAAGAUCCGGGAGAAGUACCCCGGCAAGUGGUUCGUGUACAACCUGAGCCCGAGCUUCAACUGGUCAGCGCAGGGCUUCUCAGAUUCGGACUUGAAGAACUUCGUGUGGGACCUGGGCAAGGAGGGCUUCGUCCUGCAGCUGAUCUCCCUCGCGGGCCUGCACCUCAACGCGGCCGCUACAGCUGAGCUCGCGGCGCGGUACAAGACGGACGGGAUGCUCGCGUACGUCGAGCUGGUCCAGCGCAAGGAGAAGGCGCUCGGGUGCGACGUGCUCACGCACCAAAAGUGGAGCGGCGCGAACUACAUCGACCGCAUCCUCACGACCGUCUCUGCGGGCUCGUCGAGCACUUCCGCCGUGGGCGGCGACUCGACGGAACACUCGUUCUGA
Molecule: messenger RNA, 1716 nt
Organism: Sparassis crispa
Lineage: Eukaryota; Fungi; Basidiomycota; Agaricomycetes; Polyporales; Sparassidaceae
Product: 2-methylisocitrate lyase, mitochondrial
Exons: 13
Coding region: 1-1716 (571 amino acids)
Cellular component (GO): mitochondrial matrix
Molecular function (GO): isocitrate lyase activity; methylisocitrate lyase activity
Source: RefSeq, a predicted model, not a curated record